Condylura cristata (star-nosed mole) is the source of this 1334-nucleotide messenger RNA. It is a transcript of the gene LDAF1, whose product is annotated as transmembrane protein 159. Bases 206 to 670 code for a protein of 154 amino acids. The record is from RefSeq and is a predicted model, not a curated record. The transcript is spliced from 5 exons. Lineage: Eukaryota; Metazoa; Chordata; Mammalia; Eulipotyphla; Talpidae.
AGCAGAAGAGGCAGAUUCUGUUGGGGCCCUGGCCGCGGGUCGCCUCCUCCUAUACUUCCCCUCCCUCUGCAGGCUAAUGCCGGGGCAGCUCGGCCGCCGGGACCAGCAAGAGACCUGAUGACAUGAAAGAUUCCAGUGUGUCCUACAGUGGAGAGAAUAUUGAUAGAAGAAGUAAUCCCUAAAGAGACUGAAAAUAGCUUUCAGGAUGGGGAAAGAGGAGCCCCCAAGCACCUCAAAGGAGUUUCAAGAGCUGCAGAGGAAGUUGUCCUUGCUGGUGGAGUUCAUCCAGAGUAACUCAAAGGUGAACGCCUUUAUGAAGUCUCCAGUGGGUCAGUACCUGGACCGGCAUCCUUUGCUGACCCUAUCUCUGCUGGUGUUUCUUGCUGUGACGGCUGUUCCUGUCGGAUUCUUCCUGUUCCUCACAUUGCUUGCCUCCCUGGCUGCUUUGGUGGGAGUCAUUUUACUAGAAGGACUGGUCAUCUCCAUGGGCGGCUUCUCGCUGUUUUGUAUCCUUUGUGGCUUGGGCUUCAUGUCACUCGCCAUGUUGGGGACAAUCCUAGUGCCCUGUGUGGUGGUUUCCAGCCUCCUCAACUACUGGUUUUCUCCCAGACCCCUGACACAAGAGAUCGCCAGUGAGGACAGCCAGCUAGCUGUGAAGACAGUGGACUGAGGGGGGCUCUUCCAGGAGUGACCACUGCAGGGAAGUACGCGGGCCCCAAGCACCUCGGGAGUCUGUGGGGUAGACAGCAGGUCUGGGUCAUCACACCCCCUGGGAGGCACCUCCAGCUUCUUCACUGCCCCAAAUUCCUUGAGUGCUCAACUCGGGGACCUUGUUGACAACUGGUCUUCAUGGUUCUGUCAGCUGACCCACCCUCACUUAAAAUCAGCAGAAAACGCAGAUGGUUCAACAGCAAUCUUGCCCUCCCACCCUCCCGACCAUGGUGCACUUGACCUAGGCUGAUCUCAAAUCUCUAGAGCCUGACGGCUUAACCCAAAGGUUCCCAUCUGUUUCCAGAGUUCCAUUUCGGGCAGUAUUGAGUUGUUUCUCCUUUUCAUUUUUUAAAGCAAUGAGGAAAAACUUUAUUUCUUUACUCUUUUGAAACAAGAGGUGGCAGGGUGGGGGAUCAUUCAAAAAAGAACAAACUCUUCUGCCUUACUAGCAACAUUUGGGACAUUGGAAAAUUAAAGAGUCCAAACUUAAUUUUAAUGGCCAAAAGCAUUUUUGAAAAGGUCUGAAAGUCUAAUUUCCACUGUUGAGUAGUUAACUCUUUUGAAUAUUGAUACUUUUGUAUUAUUUUAAAGUACUUGUGAAACACUUAGGUUCUAUAACAUUU